AUGGACAUGCAGAAGUUUGGGUAUGCCAAUUGGCUGGAUAUCAUUUUGAUGCUAAUAGGUUUGAUUGCAGCUGUUGCAAAUGGAACAGGGCUGCCACUUAUUAUCGUUGUCUUUGGAGAGAUGACAAACAGCUUUGUGACGAUUGGCCAAGCAGUAAAUAUGUCUUCAGUUAAUCUUCCAGCUGUGAUGAAUAGUAGCUCUACUUGCCCAGCAAUUCCAGGUUUGGAUAUAGAAGCUGAAAUGACCAGGUUUGCCUGCUACUAUGCGGGUAUUGGCUUUGCUGUAGUGAUACUGAGCACCAUCCAAGUCUGGACAUUUCUGACCUCAGCUGCAAGACAGACAGCAAGAAUCCGACAAAAGUUUUUUUUCGCCAUACUUCACCAGGAGAUGGCUUGGUUUGAUACCAGCCAGAUUGGAACGUUGAACACCCGACUGAGUGAGAAGGCUCUAUUUAUCUAUGCACCAGAAACAUGA
Mauremys reevesii (Reeves's turtle) is the source of this 474-nucleotide messenger RNA. RefSeq names its product ATP-dependent translocase ABCB1-like. Gene Ontology annotation, cellular component: membrane. Gene Ontology annotation, molecular function: ATP binding; ABC-type transporter activity. Gene Ontology annotation, biological process: transmembrane transport. NCBI's taxonomy places the organism in Eukaryota, Metazoa, Chordata, Testudines, Geoemydidae. The record is from RefSeq and is a predicted model, not a curated record. Bases 1 to 474 code for a protein of 157 amino acids. The transcript has 4 exons.